Molecule: messenger RNA, 3345 nt
Organism: Schistosoma intercalatum
Lineage: Eukaryota; Metazoa; Platyhelminthes; Trematoda; Strigeidida; Schistosomatidae
Source: the annotation of a GenBank genome assembly
AAGUUAUGAAAUAAUUGUGUAGUUAUGGCUAAUGCUUCACAUGUACAGUUUACUAACAAGUACGGACAAGUUCAUAUAACUUUGGAGUCACUCCUUGAUUCCACAGGUCUCAUACCACAUUCGUCUCUGCAUGAAUCAGUCAAUAGUUCACUAACAGAUAUGAAUUCUGUUCCUAUUAUGAAAUGUCCCAUACCUCUCAAUUACUGUUCAAACCAAAAUUUGUAUGCUUCGGAACAAAUGUCAACUGAAUUAAGUGAAAGUUCUUGUGUCACUGAAUCUCAGAGGCAGGCAUUAUUACUAGAUGUUUGCUUCGAACUUCUUAACCUUCUCAAGGAACAAGAUGUCAAUGGCUAUUUUCUUUAUCCACUACCACACCUCAAACCUUCAUGUCCAUUUGGAUUACUGGACAUAGAAAAGCAACUUUUCCAGAAAUAUUACAAAAGCUUGUCUGAGUUUCAAAAAGAUGUUUCUGGACUACUCAAUAGCGCUCUUCAAUAUUAUCAAAUUGAAUCAAUGGCUCAUAAUGAAGCUCAACGUUUGCUAAAUCUAACCAUUGAUUGGUUUAGUUCAUUGAAUGUAAAUUAUGUCGCUAUUUUAAAUCGUCCACCAGACGGUGGAGUAACAGUUGAUAGAAACUCGCAAGUCAAAACAUCGGAUAAUAAUGACAUUAUAUCUAAGGAGACCUAUUUAAACAUUUUAAAUCCAGAUAAUAAUGGUAUUAUCAGUAAAACAGAACGAGUUCAAAGUAUUGGGGACGAGGCAGGUCACUUGUAUUCAGGUUUGUAUUUACUUCCUAAUGGUGGCUACCGAGAAGAUCGACGCAAUAAAAUUAUACCGUACACAUACUUAGACUAUGGCUCUUAUUACUCAUUUGCCCCAGUUUACGACAGUGGGGCUUCUCAUUGCACUCCAGAGUCAAACCAAUUGUUAUUGGGAACCACAUGGCUACCGGCACGUACUCCAUUUGUACUUGGCAGCUGUUCGUCGAAUAGUUUUGAUUCAUAUAGUUGUGCAAAUGAUUUCGAGAUCACAGAUGAAAUAAUAUCAACUGUCUUGGAAAUGGGGGAUCAACAGUUAGCUGUCUCUCUUGCGGUUGCAGAAAGUGAACAACGUGCGAUAGCCCAAUUAUCAUCUGAAUUAGAAGAUAUCAUUCCUGGUCCUGAUGUACCUGAUGAAUUUGUAUUUAGUAUGUGUUUAGCUAAUGCAUUUACACGUGACCUUAUUAAAAAGGAAGAGAAAUUGUCUGCUUUCGAUACCUUAGAUUUGUGUUCAGAAGUUAAUUCUGAUGAAAGAAGUAUCACAUCUACAGAUGUCAACAACUCUCCUGCUGCAUGUGACUUAGAUUCGGUUACUCAUCAUAACUCCAUCGAUUCAAGUGUACGUUCGCAGUCUGAAGAACAAAGUUAGUUACAUUUUUAAUUUUCAUAAAGUCGAUUAUUUCAAGGAGUUGCUUGUGAACUGAUAUAUUGGUGUCAUCACCCUUAGCCUCCCUAUAACCCACUCCUACGCCAGUAGUCGUUGUGCAUUUAGUCGGUGGCUAGUCUCACGUAACAUGUAUCCCAACCACUCAGAUCCAUAAAUGUUUGUAGUCUAACCAAUCGAUACACCAUUUCUACUUAAAACUAUGCUUCUAGUAAGUCUGUAAUCAAAUAUUGCUAACCUACAGAUGUAUUUUGCUCCCAUUGGGGAUUUUUCAUAACCACAAAGUACAAAAGUAGACUACUGAGCAUUAUAUUGACUUACGUUUACAGAUAAAUAUCUCGCAUGUGACAAGCGGUGAAAAGUGGAACAAUCAAGAUCUUUUUGUCCGAGACUUCGUCAGAGAUGAGAAAAUCAGGUCCGAGGAGACUCCCAUAAUAAGUGAAGUGGUCAAUUCACUCAGCUACUUAGGUUCCUAUGGUCAUAGCAUAAGCUGACACAGAUUAAUCCUGAAAGAACAUUUUACAUUCAGAUGGAUUACCCUUUCCAAACAUUUUGAAAAUGUUGGUAAAGUCAUUGAAAUAGCUUCAUUUCUUCGUUAUAUUCACCAAACAUGACUAUCAUCUGUGUUUUAGAGCACGAGAUUGAUCUCUAAAAAGUCAAACGAAGAAAGGGCCAUCUCUACGAUCAUAUUCUUUAAAGAACUUAACAAAAGCAUGGAAAGUAGCAGUUUUGAUAAACAUCACUUAAUGUGGUCAGUGCAGAUAGCAAUUUACUGUAAUAUUCAAUCCGAUAAAUACGAGAGUAAAGAGAAAUUCAAAUUUCAAAUACUCGAUGACAUGCUUGAUUCCUUUCCACAUACUUUGUCUUGAGAAGUCGAAUAAUGGGCACAGGUAAACCUUUCAUAAUGUUAGUGAGACUAUACUACUUGAUAAUUUUUGUAUAGAAGAGGAAGUCUUGUACUUGUGGAGUUUCAUUCUCUGUGCUAGUUGGUUUAGUUUUGGAGCUUACAUUAUUCUUCUGAACAUCAUCAGCACAAACUUCUACGAUACAACUCAGAGGACGAAACUCCAUCAAAAUCAUCGACCUGAGCUACAAUCUCUUCCACCAUCUCGAGGUCUUGUACUUAUUUUCUAGAUAAUAGGAGAGUUGUAACGUGUACGUUUAUAUAUAUAACUGCCAAAUAAACGCUUUCUACCAUGAAAAAUAUUUGUUUGAUUUCCAUUAGGUAUUGCUGAUGAUGCUAAGCAAUUCAGUACAGAACUAGUUGAAUCUGCCCAAGAUUUAAAUGCACUUUAUUGCUCACAAUAUUUGAGACUUGGUGACACUUCUCAGGCUGCAAAUCUAGGCUCAACACUGCGACCAACUCCAAAUGAAAUGUCCAUCGCCCAUAGACUUACUGAAAAGCUGAUUAAGCUGACGAAACGUGCUCGUCCAGGGGAUCUCAUCCAUCCAUAUACGGUAAGAAAAGCGAUGGGUUUGAAUCCAGAUGAGUAUUUUUUACCGGAACAUUUAAUUUCAAGUGAUAAUUUUGUGAAUAGCGCACAAAUGUAAAUAUAUGUAAACAUAAAUGUAGAGAUAUUUAUCUUGUAAUUUAAGUUGUCAGUUUGUUUGAUUGUUAUGAUUUCAUCAAUUUAUUGUGUAUUAAGUUAAAACAAAAUUUUUUCUAUUUAUUCGAGUUCACAAAAAUAAGUCUUUAUCUCUUUUAAGCAGUCAUAUAAUAUGAAUGAAUGUUGUGCUAAGGUGUUGUUCUCAGUCUGUCUUGUAAGCAAUAUUUACACUUUUCUUCAAAAUUUUGCUUAUUUUUAAAAUAGAAAUUGUAUAUCUCAUAAAUAUACUCUGAAUCACUGUAUAUAAAUCAUUCCUACAACUUCGUUUCUUUUUCAAUUUCUAAUAAAUUACAGUUAUAAUAUAAAAUUUUCUUGU